AUGAAUUUGGGUUUGGGUGCAAAUUACGAAUUACAAUACAAGGGUUUGGAUUGGACCUCAAUUUGGUGGGUUUGGCGUGAAAAUGUUUGGACCCCAACCCAAAUCAACCAAUGGCCUAGAACUGGAACCCAAGUCAGCUCAUGCCGCCUGCCUCCGAACGUGGUCAGUGCAGAACGAGCCCAGAGUUUUCCAAUCAAUCAGAGGGCAGAGCAGACGGAGGGUAUUAUUACACAACUAUCACCACACGCACGCUCUCGGCUUGGUCCGUUAGUCAGAAUCGCAGAGGCAGGCAGAACGAUGUCGUUGCAGAACGGCUCGGAGAAUCAUCACCCUCACCCAGAAGAAGAAAAAGAAGAAAAAGAGAAAGAAGAGCAACGGCAUCAGCAAUCGGGCUCGGAACAGAAAAGUUUGGGGAUGGAAGGGCAGCCUGAAACGUUGAGUGAAGUAGGAUGGUUCAUUCUUGGUGAAAAUCAACAACAUGUUGGUCCAUACGCAUUUUCAGAGUUGCGUGAGCAUUUCUUAAAUGGGUACCUCACCCACACUACACUUGUCUGGGCCCAAGGAAGAAGCGCAUGGCAGUCACUGUCCUCAAUUCCCGGUUUGUUCACAGGAAUAUCUCGCCAUGACCAAGAACCUCAGUUUUCAAACACAGUGCCCCCUACUGAUGACGACGACGAGGACUUUGAGAAAUGGCGGAAGCAGCUUGGUGAAGCAGAAGCAGAUAGUGACAGACCUUUGACGCCACCAGAGGGUGAGGAAGAAUUCACCGAUGACGAUGGGACUAAAUACAAGUGGGAUCGUGGUCUUAGGGCUUGGGUUCCUCAGGAUAGCACGUUUGGGGUAGAAGAGAUGACUUUCUUGCAAGAAGAGGAAGUUUUUCCGGCUGUCAAUUUUUCUGAGGUCUCUGCAGGGGAAGAGGUUAAUGCACCUGGAAACGCUUCUGGUCCCUCUAAAGAGGAAGACGCUAAUGGUAGCAGUGAGGUAGAAGAAGGAGAUCAAAGUUCUAAGAGAAAAUUGUCAGAUAAGGAAGCUAACAAGAAGGAAGCUAAUAAACCUCCUGAUAGUUGGUUUGAGUUAAAGGUUAAUACACAUGUUUAUGUGACUGGAUUACCGGAUGAUGUAACGGUCGACGAAGUGGUGGAGGUGUUUACCAAGUGUGGAAUUAUAAAGGAGGAUCCUGAAACAAAAAAGCCACGUGUGAAGCUGUAUGUUGACAAAGAGACUGGAAAGAAAAAGGGAGAUGCACUUGUUACAUAUCUGAAGGAACCGUCGGUUGUUUUGGCUACCCAAAUUUUGGAUGGAACACCUCUACGUCCUGGUGGCAAGAUUCUUAUGUCGGUCACCCAAGCUAAGUUUCAGCAGAAAGGGGAUAAAUUUGUUGCCAAACAAGCAGACAAUAAGAGGAAAAAGAAACUGAAGAAGGUGGAAGAGAAGAUGCUUGGCUGGGGUGGCCGUGAUGAUGCAAAGGUGUCAAUUGCCACUACUGUUAUUCUUCGUUACAUGUUCACUCCUGCUGAAAUGAGGGCAGAUGAAACUUUAUGUUCAGAAUUAAAGGCCGAUGUUGAGGAGGAAUGUCUGAAGCUUGGUCCAGUGGACUCCGUGAAGGUUUGCGAGAAUCAUCCCCAGGGAGUUGUUUUGGUCAGAUUUAAGGAUAGGAAUGAUGCUCAAAAGUGCAUAGAGUUGAUGAAUGGAAGAUGGUUUGGCGGUAGGCAGAUACAUGCAAGCGAGGAUGAUGGUUUAAUUAACCAUGCUUUGGUCCGUAAUCUGGAUGAUGAUACUGCACGGCUAGAGCAGUUUGGCACUGAACUCGAAGCUGAAUGA
This is a messenger RNA of Prunus armeniaca (apricot), 1821 nucleotides long. NCBI's taxonomy places the organism in Eukaryota, Viridiplantae, Streptophyta, Magnoliopsida, Rosales, Rosaceae. The record is from the annotation of a GenBank genome assembly.